AUGUUCUCAUCAUCCCUGAUUGGUUCGCAGCGGGAUCUCGACCGAGCUUUGGAUGAAUUGCAGAAAAAACGGCCAGGUCAGAAAAGGGGACUAAAUCUGGGAGAACGGCCGCUCCAUCUCAUUCGAUCAAUUCUCACACUGGUCAUUCUAUACCUCGAGCCGAUCAAAGUUGUUCGGCCGGUACUACAGUCAUCAGCACACAGAGGGCAGUGCCGAUUGCAGGUCGAAGAAUCACACGCCAAAUUACUAGGUCAUCUACUUUGCCCGGUGAUGACGAGUCUCCGCCGUCUUGGUCAAUCGCCUUCAUGGAGUCGAAUAGUGUUGUCAUGCUGUCGCCUGAUGAUUCAUCGUUUUUAA
Molecule: messenger RNA, 357 nt
Organism: Aspergillus luchuensis
Lineage: Eukaryota; Fungi; Ascomycota; Eurotiomycetes; Eurotiales; Aspergillaceae
Exons: 1
Coding region: 1-357 (118 amino acids)
Source: RefSeq, a predicted model, not a curated record